CUUUUAGUUUUGCCGGCUAUGAUCUCUCUCAGCUUCUCAUCUAAGAUCUCUCUCUCUCUCCCUCUCUCUCUAUUUGAUUUUUCAUCUCUCUUUCUCAUCAAUGGGUUCGAAUUUUCAUUACUCUAUAGAUCUAAACGAAGAACAAAACCAUCAUGAACAGCCCUUUUUCUAUCCUCUUGGAUCCUCUUCGUCUCUUCUUCAUAAUCAAGUUCUUUCUAAUUCGUCAUGUUCUUCCUCAUCCAUUUCGUCUCUUUCCUCUUACCUUCCUUUCUUUAUCAACUCUCAAGAAGACCAACAUGUUGCAUACAAAAACACGUAUCAUGUUGAUCAUGUCCAUCUUUCUCAACCCCUCAAGGCCAAGAUGUUUAACGGUGGAUCGUCAUCAUCCUACGAUCACAUGGUGCCAAAGAAGGAGACAAGACUGAAACUAACAAUAAGGAAAAAAGAUCAUCACGAAGACCAAACCGAUUUUCUUCAUCAAAACCCGACAAAACCCAAUUCAGACUCCGACAAGUGGAUGAUGUCCCCAAAGAUGCGGUUGAUCAAGAAUACAAUAACCAACAAUAAACAGUCCACCGAUCAUACUAGUAAAAAUAAUAAUGAUCAUAAAGAAGAUCACGACCUUUUAAACCAGAAUAUUAGUUUGGAAGAAGGUCACGAUGAAGAUCUCAAGAAAGUCUCGCCCAGGACGACCACGGCCGUGGCCAGGGAAAAUCGCUACAGUACAAUCAACGAGAAUGGUUAUGGUAAUAACAAUGGCCUGAUUAGGGUUUGUUCCAAUUGUAACACCACCAAGACUCCUCUUUGGCGAAGUGGGCCUCGAGGUCCCAAGUCUCUUUGUAACGCAUGUGGCAUAAGACAAAGAAAGGCGAGGCAGGCCGCAAUGGCUGCAGCCACAGCUGAGGGCGACCAAGAGGUGAUGGCGGCACGGAUGCGGCAAUUACCGGUGAAAAAGAAGUUGCAAAACAAGAAAAAGCGAUCUAACGGAGGAGACAAUUACGAUAUUACUCCCCAUGUAGUGGCCUAUACAAAAAAGUGCAAGAUCAAAGAAGGAGAUGAGUACGCGGCCGCGGUUGUUGAGAUUAGUAAAUCAACAACUUCUUCUGAUUCUUCAGUUUCAUCCAACAAACUUCGCUUUGACGACUUGACGAUAAUGUUGAGCAAAAGCUCAGCUUAUCAACAAGUGUUCCCACAAGAUGAGAAGGAAGCUGCUGUUUUGCUCAUGGCUUUGUCGUAUGGAAUGGUGCAUGGCUGAUCAGAUAAUGACAAAGUCUUCUGACGACAAAUGGAGGUUAAUUUUAUAAAAAUAUAUACAUAAUAAUCAAAAUAAUGAUAAGAUUUUUAAAUCUUGGAGUGAUUCAUGUGGUUUUUGCAAGUAUGUCUAAUAUGAGAAGCCUAAACAUUUUAUAAUAAGAAUGUAUGAGAGUUUAAUAUAAUAAUUAAUAGCUCUAUAUUAUGUUUUGGGAGAUUUUGGUUUAGGGUUUAGUACUUUAUGUUGUGUGUGUUUUUUCCCUGAUGGAGCAAUGAUCACCGAUAAUGUGGGUUUUCUUGUUAUUCCAUCUUUAUAUUGUGUUACGUGAUUUGAGAAAUAAUAUAAAAAAAUAUUUAUCUUUUCA
Brassica oleracea var. oleracea is the source of this 1616-nucleotide messenger RNA. RefSeq names its product GATA transcription factor 21-like. The transcript has 3 exons. Gene Ontology annotation, molecular function: zinc ion binding; sequence-specific DNA binding. NCBI's taxonomy places the organism in Eukaryota, Viridiplantae, Streptophyta, Magnoliopsida, Brassicales, Brassicaceae. Gene Ontology annotation, biological process: regulation of DNA-templated transcription. Bases 101 to 1255 code for a protein of 384 amino acids. The record is from RefSeq and is a predicted model, not a curated record.